Messenger RNA from Gaeumannomyces tritici R3-111a-1, 1716 nucleotides. RefSeq lists its product as hypothetical. Gene Ontology annotation, cellular component: nucleus; cytoplasm. Gene Ontology annotation, biological process: calcium-mediated signaling. The record is from RefSeq and is a predicted model, not a curated record. The coding region runs from base 288 to 1097 and encodes 269 amino acids. The transcript has a single exon. Gene Ontology annotation, molecular function: calcium-dependent protein serine/threonine phosphatase regulator activity; nucleic acid binding. Lineage: Eukaryota; Fungi; Ascomycota; Sordariomycetes; Magnaporthales; Magnaporthaceae.
GUUGAUGGUGAUUGCGCCACACUCGAGAGGGCCUGUGUUGUUUGCGAGCCUGAGUGUUGCGUGUGCAGUAUAUAUGUAUUCCAUCGUGCCCUUUGUCCUCCCUGCUGUGCUGUCCAAUCCCUCAGAUCUCGAUCCCAAUCACAACUCACAACAUAACCAAAGUACCCCGCCGCCCAUUUCUACAGUAGCAACCUCCAGGACCAGCCUCACUGUAUCGCAUCUACACUCUUCCACCCUCUCGGCAUAGAUCGAACCUCCACAACCCACCACACCCACACACUUCCACAAUGGCCCAGGACGAGUCAAGGCCAUCGCCGCCCUCGCGGUCCUCCACCUCGAGCUCCAAGCGGUCGCUGACCCUGGACCUCUCAGGCCUGCCGCCGCUGACGCCGCCGGUGCAGCCGACCAACACGCUCCUCUUCACCAACCUGCUCGACCUCGACAUCUUCCGCCCCGACAACCUGCAGACCAUCCGCGACCUCGUCGCCCAAACGGCGCCCGUGCACUCGUGGGCCCCGCUCAAGUCGUUCCGCCGCAUCGUCGCGUCCUUCUACUCGGCCGAGGCCGCCGUCGCCGUCCGCCGCGCCUGGGACGGCGAGGACAUCAUGGGCGCGCGCUGCAACGUCUACUUUGGCCGCCCCACGCCGCUCGACGCAAAGGACGAGCGCCUCGCCCUGCCCGACGCGGGCAAGCUCUUCUUCAUCUCCCCGCCGCCCUCGCCGCCCCACGACUGGGAGAUGCGCCUCGAGGGCGCCCCCAACAAGCUCGUCCACGCCGAGGACCUGGCCGACGCCCUGGCGAAACUGCACCACCACAAGCCCGCCGACGCCGACCUUGUUCUCGCCGAGUCGCCCCUGUCCCCCGCAGAGAGCUUAGCCGCCGGCCCCUCCCCGACCUCGGCCCGCGCCGGCGCCACGAGGAGCCGGAGCUCGACCCUCAUCUACCAGCCCCAGCAGGUCGGCGCGUCCCCGGACCUGCCCGCCAUCGCCGUCGAGGACAUGACCGAGGACCCCGAGGAGAUGAGCCCCAUUGACUUCAACAGGCCCAUACUGGCCCACACAUCCCGUCCCCCCGUCGAGCUGAUGCACCACGCCUGAGCCCGUUUGUUUGAUUGGCUUUGCAUGGCUAUCAGGGAGGGGCCGUCUCGCACAACGCAUACACGCAACAAACAAACAAACAAACAACAAAAGUACAAUAAUUCCUAACACGCGCACACAAAGUCCGUGGCGGAGAGAGUCACCGCUUGCUGCGCCUCGCUGACCCCCCCGCUCCCGGGCGUGAGCGGACGGACACCGAGCCUCGUAAUCAAACACCUGCUACCACCACCGCCCCAAAAAUGCUGCGGCGGGGCAAUGCACGAGUUGUCAGGACCUGGUCCCCAGAGACCGCAACCUUCAUCGCCCGAUGGCGCCUCUCCCCUGGCCGGGAAGCCGGGCCGAUUUUCUCCAACCCCACCCGUAGACGACGCCGCCCGAGAGGUCAAGGAGACGAGGCGAAAUAACAAAGCGGUCUGACACAGGUACGCGUGUGGCGACUUCUGAAUGGAGAUGUGAUGGAGUUUAGGGGGAGCAGGAGCCUUGAGCUGCCCGCGCCUCGGGAAAAAAAAACAUACAUCAAAUCAAAUGUACAGAUAUAAACCCAAGAGAUGACGCAUCUAUGAAAUGCGCCUCCAUCAACAAAUGGUCGAAUGAAAUAUUGCUUACUGCUACCACCCAA